GGGCGGUUGGGAAGUCGUUCUUGCUUCUUCUUCCUUCUCUUCAACGUCCCGUUCCUGUGAAAUCGCAUUGAGAGAGAGCUAAGAAAACGCUUAGCUCCAAAUCAAAGAGGAAAAAGGCGAAAACUUACGGUUUUUCAUGCUUCAAUCCUUCGUGGGUUUUGUAAAAUCUGAGAUUCUAGCUCCGUAAUCUCUCGAAGACUGAGGUGAUUUUUGGGUUCUGGUUCAGGAUUUAGCUCCGGUAAUGGAGUUUCUUGGAUUGAGAUAGCUACUGUAGUUACUGGGCAAUCUAUAAGUUCUGGGCUGUGAGGGGGAAAAUGUCGGCGAAGAUCAAAGGAGAGCAUCUUUCUUCUAGAAGCUUCGUCUCGAAGAAAUUGACUUAUCUUCUCUGCUUGGGCUGCUUUUGCGCCGGAAUGUUCUUCACCGAUAGGAUGUGGAAAGUUCCAGAACUCAAAGGCGAGGCUCGGCCUUUGGUUACAGAAGCUGAGAGGUUGAAGUUGAUCUCCGAGGGCUGUGAUCCAAAAACUAAAGAAGUAAUGCGCGACCCCCGAGCUUUGUUUGGGGAAGUUGCCAAGACACAUAACGCUAUACAAACAUUGGAUAAGACCAUAUCGAACUUAGAGAUGGAGUUAGCAGCUGCAAGGGCGGUGCAGGAAACUUUACUAAGCGGAGCUCCCUUAUCAGAUGAUACGGGAAAGAAUCAAUCUCCCGGGAAAAGACGAUACUUAAUGGUUGUAGGGAUUAAUACCGCUUUUAGCAGCCGAAAGAGAAGAGAUUCUGUUCGAGCUACUUGGAUGCCUCAAGGUGAAAAACGAAAGAGGCUAGAAGAAGAGAAGGGAAUUAUCAUCCGGUUUGUCAUCGGUCACAGUGCCACGUCCGGGGGAAUUCUAGAUCGAGCCAUUGAAGCUGAGGACAGGAAGCAUGGAGAUUUUUUGAGAUUGGAUCAUGUUGAAGGAUACCUUGAGCUGUCGGGCAAAACAAAGACGUAUUUUGCUACAGCAGUUUCAAUGUGGGAUGCAGAUUUCUAUGUCAAAGUCGAUGAUGAUGUUCAUGUAAACAUUGCAACUCUCGGGGAAACGCUCAUCAGACACCAGAAAAAACCUCGAGUCUACAUAGGAUGCAUGAAGUCGGGUCCAGUCCUCUCUCAAAAAGGAGUGAGAUAUCACGAACCCGAGUUCUGGAAAUUCGGGGAGUCUGGAAACAAGUAUUUCCGCCACGCUACCGGACAGCUAUACGCAAUUUCAAAAGACUUGGCCUCUUACAUAUCCAUAAAUCAGAAUGUUCUCCACAAGUAUGCCAAUGAAGAUGUAUCAUUGGGGUCGUGGUUUAUCGGCCUCGAUGUUGAGCACAUCGACGAUAGAAGGCUAUGCUGUGGUACUCCUCCCGAUUGUGAAUGGAAGGCGCAGGCCGGGAAUAUAUGCGUGGCAUCAUUCGACUGGAGCUGCAGCGGCAUCUGCAGAUCGGCCGACCGCAUCAAAGAGGUUCACCGACGUUGUGGUGAAGGCGAAAACGCUCUUUGGCGGUCAGCUUUUUGACGGUCUGAAGAUGCAGUUUCCUUCUUUUCUUCUCUUUUGUUUGUUGUUGCAUUGAGAAGGGUAUCUACUUUGUAUCAUAUAUAAAGGUGCAUAGGAGGAUAAAGAAGAUUUACGUAUGCAUGCAUGGGAGGAUACAGCGAUUUGCGUUUGGAUGCGUUGCGGUGUGGAAAACGGCGUUUCCGUUUUGGUAUUGAGGAAACCGCCGGCCGCUGCAGCGAAAACGCAUGCUUCUGUUUUGGUUUGAGUCCUUUCAUGGUGCCUUGUAAGUGAAGCAACUUGUGGAUUCACAAGAAAGCAAUCGCACUGUAUUCCUUUGACA
Tarenaya hassleriana is the source of this 1851-nucleotide messenger RNA. RefSeq names its product probable beta-1,3-galactosyltransferase 2. Gene Ontology annotation, molecular function: hexosyltransferase activity. The coding region runs from base 315 to 1532 and encodes 405 amino acids. Lineage: Eukaryota; Viridiplantae; Streptophyta; Magnoliopsida; Brassicales; Cleomaceae. The record is from RefSeq and is a predicted model, not a curated record. The transcript has 11 exons. Gene Ontology annotation, cellular component: Golgi membrane.